UGUGCCCAUUCGACACGUGUGUUUGUUUACUUCUAUGUUGUACGCAAAUAAGACCCGUUAUUAUGUAGUUACUGGCGAAGCGGACUUUAUGGAACGAGAGAACCUCAAGUGACCCAAAGUAGAUAUAAAAACGACGAGGUCGUGCUUGAUACUGCUUGUGAUAGUGAAUUUCAACCUGGCUGGCAGAUUUUGCCUUAUAGCUUCUCUACCACAUUUCAUUUUGGCUCAACUUGAACAAAGAUUGUAUGACCUAUCAUCUGCGAUCCAUGUACAAGGACACACUUGCAAAUCUUGAGCGACAAAUCUACGCGUUUGAAGGAAGCUAUCUGGAGGACACGCAGUUGUACGGAAAUAUUAUCAGAGGAUGGGAUAGAUAUCUAGCGCCAAACAAGAACACAAACAGCAAAGCGGACAAGCGGAAUCGGAAAUUCAAGGAAGCUGAGCGCUUAUUUUCCAAGUCGUCAAUCACAUCUAUGUCUGCUGUAAGUGGCAUUAUUGAAAAGGAUGACAAAGACCGAGUAAGCGAAUCUGAGUCUCAGCAUGUCGCGAGCGGCAGUGAAGAGAACGGGCAGGGUCCAACAGGAAUGGGAUCAACGCCAGUCGGAGGGGCGCCCUCUAGCAGUAGUAGCAGCAGCAGUUCCUCCACGUUAAAUGGUGGACAUUCCCCUCCUCCUCAUCCAAAAAUGCCCAAAGUAACCUCCUCAGCACAGGCACACAGAGGAGGCAUAAAAAAGUCAGCUAAAAAGUUUCGUAGAGUAAUCGACGACUGAUAAAGGGUCCAUAUCUCUGACUUCGGGAUAAAAAGCUGCUGUGUGCCGAACGGAUGCACUUAGUUUGAGCCAAGAGCUCUCUCUGGCGUACUGGCAAACAACACGUUUUGUAAGGUGCAACCAAGUAUGGUGCAAUGUACAGGUCAUUUGCUGGUCUCCCAUGUUUUGUUGCAGUUAACCCUGCAUGCUAUAGGUGUACAAAUAGAUGUGGCUCUGAAGAGGGAGGCAAGUAAUGCUUUCAGCUGUUAAUGCUUUUGCUGCAGCUGGAUGGAAAAAAGAUGUAAAUAAAGCUGUAGAUGGUGUAACA
Ornithodoros turicata is the source of this 1077-nucleotide messenger RNA. It is a transcript of the gene Eaf6, whose product is annotated as chromatin modification-related protein MEAF6-like. Lineage: Eukaryota; Metazoa; Arthropoda; Arachnida; Ixodida; Argasidae. The transcript is spliced from 6 exons. The record is from RefSeq and is a predicted model, not a curated record. Bases 246 to 770 code for a protein of 174 amino acids. Gene Ontology annotation, cellular component: NuA4 histone acetyltransferase complex.